GGAGAGUAGCGCUCACCUCAGAGCAGAGCAGGGUCCCAGCAGCCGAGCCCAGGAGCAGAAAGAGAGAGAGAGAGAGAGAAAGAGAGAGGAGGAAAAGUUGACCAAAUGGAGUUUUUUACAGGAGUCAGACCCCUAUUAUUUUCAUAUGUUCUCAUUAAUGGUAUACUAAUAACUCUGCAGACUAAAGAAGGUGAGUGCCAUUGUUCAAUUUAUUCUCUAAAACUUUUCCGUGUGUCUGUUAAAGUUGAAGUAAAGCACGCAUGCCAUGCGGGGAGCCUCCUUGACGAAACUUUUAAACCAGGAAUCAAACUUUCAAAAGUUACUCUUUAACAGCUUGAAUUUGCACUUAGAUGUUUGUUUCUCAAGUUUUGAUGCAUGCAUUUGCUUUUUGAAUGGAAAUUUUAUUAAGUCAAAUCUGGAAAGUUCUGGAUUUUGGUCUGCAUGUGCGCAGAUACACUUUGUCACUCCAGCAGGUGAAUUCUGGAGAUUUUUUUUUUUUUACAGAGUUUAAUUUUCAUGAAAUUCAAAAAGACCAUCUGUUGUUGCCUAUUCCAAAUCCUGUUUUAAAAUACGCAAUGUUUUCAAACAUUCAUACACUGUAGUAUUAUAUUGUGGCACUCACUUUGUGCGAUAAAACUAAGCAAGUAAAGAUUCUGCAGUCAGUUUGGACCAUCUUUUUGUGUGGUCUAAAACUUCUGUGUUUCGUUAAGUACGCAAUCACAACACUAAAGCUAAUAUGAAAGAGUGUUUUUUGUGAUUUUCCUCUUUCCUAAGAGGAUUAUAUGUGUGAUAUUAGAAUGAAACUGUGAAUUUUGAGUGCGUUUAUCAAUCUAAUCUCAUUUACUGAUGGUCUUCUAUUCUCCACAGAGGUGCUUUUGGAUAUGAGGGCAACAGGAGGUGAACUGGGCUGGUUGACAUGGCCUUUAGACCAGGGAGACAGACCUGGGGUGAGUAGCGCUUCUGCUUCUUCUCUCGCUCCCACGUUGCUGCUUGGAAUUUGCCUUAGGAUAAAUCUGCAUGGAAGAAAAUGCACAGGAAGGACCCUCACUUAACCAAGAACCUCUUUGUGCACAGAAAUAUUUGACCGUUUGACUUGUGUGGUUAGCUGCUCAGUGUUUGUAUAUGUCAGGUUUCUAUAAAAUCUGGCACUUAUGAAUCUGCACAGGAGUCGUAUUAGGAGUUGCUUGCAGAGCAUGUCUGAGCUACACCAAAGCGUAGGCAGACAGAAUAGCUGCUAGCUCUCAACUGGGAAUACUUGUGGCUUCUUGCGGUUUUAAGGCUUCAGCUCCAGAAUUGUAUGUUAGAGAGCAAUUAAGUUUUAGUGAAGUUUGCAGCAUGUGGUACCUCUUUUGAGAGGGGGAGGGGUUUUCAGAGCCAAUCACUCAGAGCUACCUUUUCCAUAAAAAGCGCUUAAACGCUUACAUUAAGAGAAGUCUCCAGGAAUUAGUUUCAUUGCUGCGCCCAAAUCCUGUGGUUAUCUCCUUCCCAUGUUACAGGAGGUAUCUGUUCCUUCUUCUAUCAUGAGGUUUCAGAGUAAUUCUCCAGUCAAGCUCAUGCAAAUUCUCUGUAAAUAGCUGCAUUUCAUGUGCUGAUGACUCAAAGGCAUGUGCAGGCGUGCUCCUCACAGUGGCUCACCCAACUUUUCUUAAGUUUCACUCCGUAAAUAAUCACACCAGUUCCCCCUCUUGCACUAAUAAGCAUCAGGUGCUCCCUCUUUUUUUCUAUUGGAAACUUGUUUUAUUGUGCCCACUUUCCCAUGUUACUACCAUCGCUCAUAAUAAUUAUUAUUCCAGGUUUUAAAGGCCGCUUAUAAAAAAUGCUCACCAGCUGUUUAAUAGAGGUGUCGGUUCUGCUGUUAGACAUCAAGUUUACACACAGAGCCACACACUCAGCCAACAAAGCACAUUCCUUUAAUUAAUAGCACAGUGGCUACACACAGAGAGCAAACCGCAGGCUCUGCCCCUGUGGAGGCCAGUUGUUCCUCAAGAGCCCAUGUUAAAACAUGCUGUCCAUUUCUUCAAAAAUACUUGUGGCCGAAUUUAGUAUGCGAGCUGAGAAAUUGAGAGAGAUGUCAGCAGUUGCAACAGCCUGUGAAAGACUGAAUUUGAAAUAAUUUGGUAUCUGAAAUGUUGGAAAUUCUUUCACACACUGAGGCUUUGAGGUUUUGCUGGCUCCGAGAGAGAAGUUCUCAGUGAUGCAGAAAUGUCAAACAACUAGGGAGGAUAGCUGAAAUGGGAAUAUUUAGGGAUAUAGCAAACAGAUUCGGAAGUAAAAUGCUCCCUUGCUCACCCCUUCUGCCAAGGACAGAAGGUUGCCUUGUGUUGCACGGCAUGUAUGAUCCUCAUUGGUCAAUCAGUCAAUCAAUCAAUCAAGUUAUAUAUAAAGCACUUUUCAUACAUAGACUGUAUCACAAAGUGCUGUACAUUAAAGAACACAAGAAGGAGAGGAUCAGGGGAUACGAAAUAAAAUACAAAUUGCAAAACCCCACCCACCCACAUUUAACAGAGAUCCCACCACCCACCCACACACUCUCUCACAACCACUGGGACACCAAGUCAGGGCUCAACAGGAAGCCACAGAGGACCAAGGAAACGCUAUCUUAAACUAAAAUGGGGAAACACUGGAGCUGAAGCUAAACUGAUAAAACCAUGACAAGAUAUAGGAAACUCAUAAAAUGAUAACUAAUGAUAAUAAUAAUAAUAAUAAUAAUAAUAAUACAACUUUUUAAAUCGAACAAUAAAAGAAAAUAAACAAAUAUUGUUAAAACAUAAAAUAAUAAUUCUGGGACUGAAGUGGAGUAAAUAAGAUGGUCAAUUAUUUACCAUCAAAAAUUACAUUUGGACUCAAAAACCCCUCUCCUUCCUUCUUUUGCAACUGUUGCAUUUUACAAAUAGAAAGAAAAAAACAUGUAUGUUACUAGUUUGUCUGCUAAGUGCUCCUGUGGAAACAUGGUGGUGGACAAUGUUGCUCCUAUUUAGAAAUAAAAGAGAGAAUGUUAUAUUCCAUUUCUAUCUAUUCUGCUCUACAAUGUUAAAUAAUUAAAUAAUACACACUUUACCUUUAAGAGGAGAUAAAAAGCAACAUAUAGAGCCACGGGUUUUCCCCCCUAAACAUACUGUUUUUGUAUCCAGGUUCAGGUUACAGGAGUUAAACCAUCAUAUGAAAUGUUUGGCACUAUACAUUUCUGCCCCCCCUCUGCCUUGGUUUAGCUAUAUGCGUUGGGGGUUCCCCAGGGGUCUAUGCUCCUAACCUUGUUUUUUUGUGUGGUUUUGUUUCAGUGGGAGGUCGUCCAGAAGACUCUGAAUGGCUCUCAGUUCUACUCCUACUCCGUCUGCAAUGUUGGGGAGCCCGAUCAAGACAACUGGCUGCGUACCACCUUCAUCCAGCGACGUCCAGCUGCAUCUCGGGUUUUUGUUGAACUUGAGUUCAUCGUACGGGACUGCAACUCUUUUGAUGCCACCUCGCUGACCUGCAAAGAAACAUUUAACCUCUUCACGUCAGAGUCAGAUGCAGAUGUGGGCACUACCUUCCGUAAGGGUCAGUUCAAGAAAGUGGCCACCAUUGCACCUGAUGAAAUCACCAGCAAGAACGAGCUCCACAUCAAUAAGGAGACACGCGUGGUGGAGAACCUGUCCAGGAAAGGUUUUUACUUGGCUUUCCAAGACAUCGGGGCCUGUGUUGCUCUACUCUCUCUCAGGGUCUACUACAAAAUUUGCCCGGCCACAGUGAAGAGCUUGGCGUCCUUCCCUGAGACUGUGGCUGGAGGUGAGAAUCAGGCUCUGAGGGAAGUUAGCGGUGUGUGCGUGGAGAACGCCAUCAUCGAGGACUUGCCUCGCAUUUACUGCACCGUGGAUGGAGAAUGGGUGGUACCGGUCGGACAGUGCCAGUGCAAACCAGGCUAUGAAGAGGUUAAAGAUACAUGUCAAGGUAAGGGUGUGCUCUUGAAUUUUUGCUUGUUUCAAAGGUCACUUUGCUCCCAGGCAAAUCACCUCUUCUAGGUGGAAACGCAGGAAACAGUUCCCACGAGACUGAGUUCAAAACACACCAUUCGGCAUUACUCAGCAUUUACCUCCAUUUUAAUUACCACUGGUUGUAAAACAAGUCCAUAUGGUAGACGGCAGAUAUUUAGAAUAGGUGUUAUUAUCAUUGUUCAGAGGAAUUCUCCCUUUGGCUAACACGACUCCUCUGCAAUGGAAGGAAUGCUCAGACCUUCUUGUACAAGUCUCGGCAUCAUCCCUGACCUUGGAGCGAUACCUAUAAAAUUAGGAAAUGCUCUUUUGAGUUUCAGAUGUAAUUUGAAGGUGAGCAGUUUCAUGGAGAGGUUUGAACAAGCUUUGAUCAAUAGCUUUUCUUUUAUAAUGAGUCACUCUUUCAGUCCUUGAGGCUGAAGAUGAGUAGUGAGAAGAGUAUUUAGAACUGAACUGAAAGUGCAAAAAAGUCUAAAAUCUGGAUUUAAACAUUGCUAUCAGGAUGGGAGAGAAAUGUUCUACUUGUUUUUUUUUCAACAUUGUUACAAACUCAAAGUGAUUGCUGGAUUGAAGGCCACAUUUUCAAGAAGCUGCUGAAUGAACCCUUCACACAGUUUUUUACUUGCAGCCUGUUGCGUCAGGUGAUUUCCUGAAACCUCAUUAUCGUCAGCUCGCUUAUCUGGAUUCAGCUCUGAAACCUCGUCCAACAAAAACUCAGGCCUUUGACUUUGUAGCUACAGAGCAGUUUUGUUUCAAGUCCUUUAAAGAGAGCUUUUAUUGUUGUGGGAUGGGCUGUCAGAGUGACUGAAAGUGAUCAAAGAAGCCUGAGGGCUACUGUACUGUGAUGGAUUAGCAUCUUCAAGGCUGGCGGGGGGGCCAGAGGAGGGGUAUUGACUUUGUUCAUCUUAAGCAUCACAGAAAAAGAGGCCCUCCUGUUGUGCACAGGCAUGCUGAAUACAUGUUCCUCAGUCAGUCUCUGCAUCCAUCUCUCCCUCUUACCCCCCUUGUUUAUGAAUCACCUGAGCUUCAGCUUUGGGGUGUACCAUGUCACCCCGGCAGUGUGUGUGUGUGAACGCACAACACAGGCUGGCAUGCAGGGGCCUGUUGAAAUCUGCUUCAUGACAAACCCCCUCAGACUUCCACUAGACCUGAUCACUCCACAUUGACUUUUUCUUAGUCUCUUUUAAACACUCGUAGAUUUGCAUACCUUUAAAGCCACUGGAAACCCUGAACCACAACAGCUUUAAACUAUGCAGUACUCUGGGGUGUUAUGUCUACUAUAGCUACUGUCUGAAAGGUCUCAGAAAAAAGUAUUUAAAGUUAAAGUUUAGGUAUCUGUGAACUCUCCUGAUACUGGAUUAGAAUUGGGCGAGGUUUCACUCCGUGAUUCCUCAAUCAAAUCGCCCAAUCAUGCAGGAGUUAUCUGGCUGUUGUCAUCCAUCAUCUUACAACAAAUGAAGGAUGGCUCAUGUUAAUUACUUAUGGCAGGAGUACAUGGUCUAUGAGAUAUUUAGCAUUCCUGACAUAGAUUUGAGAUCAGAUCAAGGUGGCUUAGCUAACACGGCAAAUGUGCCCUAAAGCUAACCGAUAACUCACCACUCAUUUAAAUUAAUGUUCUUACGUUUAACGUUUUUUUUUUGUCAAAGUUGGACCAACAUACUUUGAUCUGAACACCUCUAUCAGCUCAAAACUGGACUAGGCACUCUGGUCAACCUGACAUACUUUUGCUGAUAGGUGGACCUCACCUGGUACCUGUCUACUUAGUCAGUAGUCAAAUUAAAUAGUCUAACUAAACCAUAACAAAAGCUUGAUUUGAAUUCGUAUGUUAACAGACUUUCUGAUUGUGCACUGUAACUGCACAUCUAAUAAAAGAUAAUGGCUCAUCACUUAAGGGAUAAUCAAAAAUGUGAUUUGACGCACCUCCACAGCUUUGGCAGAGGGUCUUAACCUCCACUUUUCUUUUUCUAUCUUUAUUCAUGCCAAGAGUCUCCUCUUGAUUCCAUGAAACAAUUAUCCCAUCAUUGCUUGUAUGAGGAGUUCUGAGCUAUCAAUGAAACUGACUGAAACUUAACAAAAUACCAGAGCAGUCAAGACCAAAGGCCACAGGACUGACUGUCUUUAUUCUGUGAUUUGUAAAGUCUUAAAUGUCUGCUACAGGGAAGGAAGAAGAAAAAAGAUUAACAGAAGAAACAGUCUUUUCUUUUUUGUGUGUCUGCAGUCAAGUUUAACUGUGAGAGAUGUGUUUAAGUUUUGUAAGGACGCAGGGUGAGAUUUUUCUUACGAUUACUCAUUUCUUAACAAGACAAGAUCAGCAAAGGUGUAAAUUUUGUCCACAGGGAGCGCCAAAAAUCAGCAGGAGCUUUUAAGUCAAAAUUUCAGAGGCUGUAAAAACACGAUGGAGCGCCCGCGCGCACACACACACACACACGCACGCACGCACGCACGCACGCAUGCACGCACGCACACACACACACCUCGGAGUAAAGUAGCAAAUCCACAAUGUGUGCAGCCUGCUCUAUAAUAGAUUACCUUCCCUCUGAGUUUUUCCUCCCAUUUGCAACAGAGCGAUAAGAGCGAUGAAGUUUUCUGUCAGUACAUCAUUUUUUGCUGCAGGAAAGUGCCAGGUAAGAUGAUUAGGCAGGAGGUGGAGGAGGAGGAGGAGGUGAGGCAGGAAGGAAUGAAAGAGGAGUGAUACAAAAGCGACAGAGAGGGUUGUGUUUAGCGGAGGGGUGUGAUUUUAAAACAGAGAGAGGUGAGGAAUGGAAUGUAAAGGUAAGAGAACAAUGAAGCACUGUGUCCCCCCCCAGAGGAGGAGCCCACCUCCACCUCCACCUCUGCCAGCUCCUCUUCCCUCUUGGUUGGUACAUUCCUGAUCAGUUUGCUGAGGAGGAGCCUCCCUACAUUACUCCAGACCUGAGGAAUUCCCAUGGGGGGAAGAACAGCUCCGGGUCAGGGCCUCACAUAAAAACGACUAAACAAAGCCGUCAGAAAAACCAGCGAGAUGAAGUCAAAUGAGAGGUCAGGAGACGCAUGAGGGCAGUUGUUGAUGAAGGUGGAAAUGAAUCACAGGGUCACGGCAGUGCAGGCCGAGAUGAAUGGUUGAACGAGCUUAAAGAGGAAUCUCGUUCAGACACACAGUUAAUCAUCCUCCCUACUUCUUCCAUGUGCUGCGUCUGUCCGUGGAGAAACCACUAAACUUCAACUGCGGUGUUUUUUCUUACUUACGCUGAGACUUUCCAUGUUCACUGAUGUGUUCGCUCACUUUUACGACUCCUCCGCCCUGUGGGACCUGUUAACAUUGAAAUUUGUGACGAUCUGGUUUUCGUCACUGUCUCCUCAUCAGCACUCUUUGGCUUUAUGACCGUCCCUACGUCAAACUUUAUUUCUAGGUGCUUUUUCUGCUCCAGCUCCAGAGCUGAGGUUUCAGUAGGUGGUGUAUGGAGCAUUUCUCUCUAUGGCCGUCAUUGCUCUUUUUAACAUUAGAGUCCAUCUUUUUCACAAACAAGCUCUAAAGAUAAAACGCGUGGCUUCCUGUGCCGCAGAAACCUACCACAGCCUCUAGAGCGGUAAAUGUAAAAGCUUUUAUGAACCGGUUGUAAAUCAUAUCAGUCAGCUGUGGUGAGGCACAGAACGGGCUUUUGUUUUUCAUGGACGCGCCACAGGCUACAAUAAAAGAGAAUUAUUUUAGCUCUCAAACCCAUAAACCUCACAUACAAAGGGCUUUGGACCCAGAGUGAGUAGGGUUCAUGCUGCUCUCAGGGUUAAUGUUGAUUACCAGGAUCAUGUGGAAGAAUGUCACAUUCAUUACUCUUUGUUUAUACUGCGCUGAGGUUUUGUAUAUGUGUUUAAUCUCCUCCCGCUUAUUCAUAAAUGCCUCACCAGCUCCUGCAGCACUACAACAUAUUUUAGUAAAGAAAUUGUGUCAAUAUUUCCAAGCAGGAAGGAAUUAUCCACAUUAUUUACUUGAGUAAUGUGUUAACCCUUGUGUGGUUUUCAUGUUUUUGUUACUGAGCAAAUGUUUGUGGGUCAAGUGGGCCCACUCCAUUAUUGGGAUUUAAAUCAAUUAGGGCUUAAAUGAUACCUCAAAUAUUUUGAGUACAUAAUUUUAUUUGUUGUUAUAAUACCAAUGUCAUACCAGAGAUCCCCAUGAGUCAUAAAAAAAUAGCCUAGUUUUUUUUAUUACUUUGUGAAGCUAGCACAAGUAGCAGUCUGUCAGUCAGUGAGCUGAAAAUGUACUUUAAACUCAACCCUGAUCACUGAGUCUAGACUAAUGUGGAUAGAUCCCACUGCUCCUCCUUCUGUUCUGUUAUGCAGGGCUGUGUCUUGACUUUUUGACUUGGGCGGCACAACCAGAGCCCUGACAUAAACAGGGGUGGCCGGGGUACAUAUAUGCACACACAGAUUAUCAACAUUUACCCACUCUGACUCCACUACCUCCUAUAAUUACAAGUAAAUGUGGAACAGCCAGUCUUACUAGCUUGAGGCACAUUAUUAAGGCCUGAGUUAAAUAGGGAUGCACCGAUCCAAUAUUUUCCCAUACGAGCCAAUCUUGAUUCUUAAAUUUGAGUAUCUGCCAAUACCAAUACUAUUCCGAUACCAGAGCUCUGUUAGCUUUACCAUCAUUAUCAUCAUUAAUGUAUAUUUUAAAACGAGGCUGUAAUAAACUUCUCUCUACAGGCAACUUUGUCAACAAAUGAUUUCCUGAGAGGAGACGUGUCUCAUCUCUGUGUUUCAUUGAGACACACCUCCAAUGGAAAUCCAUUGUGCAGUUUGCAGCCAGCUAGCGGACUGACUGGCAAGACUCACUUGUACAGUAAUUUCAGCAGACAAAGUUAAAGCAAAGACAUGACUUAUGGAUGGGAAAUUUCAGCAGGUUGGAUAGGAUUUUCCCAAUUCAUGAAUUACGUUGGUAUCGCAACCCGGUACCGAUACUGGAUCAGAUCGGCCCCCAAGAGUUAAAUAAUCCUUUUGAUACCACAGCAGGGAACGUUGCAUUGUUGCAGCAGUAACAGCAAAAAUACAUGGUUUCUUAUUAGAUUAAUGUUUUAAUCAACAGCAUAAUCAAUAAAACACUAAAUCAAUAAAACAAAAUAUUUUAUUACAGCAGCCAUUAAAUUUAUACACCUUUAUUACGUUGUAAAAACAUACUUUAUGGAUGUUUAGUUUGCCUCUGUUAAAGGCAGUAUAGACACUAUCUAUGCUUCUACAAUAUUGGCAUAUGCAAAGCCUCUAUUGUCUUUAUGUUUAAUUCAUUUUUAAUUAGUUGUUUAUUCUAGAGGGAUGAUUAGUUAGUGGCUAACUGUGGUAUCCUGUUCCAGAUUCGCAGGAAAGAUGAUGAACAACAAUAGAAAAUUGUACAAAAAUCACACAACAGUUGCUUCAAACCUACACUAAUAUCUGUUCUGGGAUCUGUGAUGUUAUGUACUCAAGUUAAAUAUGUGGCUACAAGAGAGGAGAUACUGGUGUAAUGUUUUGGUCCAAUGUUUUGUGAUAAUUUUUACCAAUAUUUGAACUCUAUAGGGAAAAACCUUCAUCUGAACUGUGUAUGAUCACAAAGCACAAUUGCAUGGGAAAGUGCAUCUUCCUUCAAACUGCAUCUAGGGCACAGCAGUAGAGUAAAUAUAGGUAUUUUUCCAUGUCAGAUAUUUGUUAACAAAAAUACAUGAUUGAAAAAACUAGGUGGAGGGAGCUCUCAGUGUGUGGACAGAAAGCUUUUUCCUCUCAGCACCUGCUUUAUGUCGGGAUUUUGUUCCUUCAAGCUCCUUAAUGUAAAAAUAAACAAUACUAAUUUUGAAUUCUGGAGGGAGAAAAAUCAGAUUUUUGUGUACAGCUAAGAGGUUGGCUUUAAAACAACAACAUCUCUUUGGGUUUCCACUCGUGACUCACUGUUGACACUGACACAGUUUUCCUCCGGUUCCCAAUCACGCCCUUCCUUACCCAUAAUCCUCCCCUGCACAAUAGCAUGGCAUACCAUGUGUCACCCCACAAAGGACCAGGGGCUGUUCUGGCUGGUCCUUAGGUUUGUGUUUAACUGUCCGGGCCCACACCUCAUCAGCCGCUCUAAUUCUUCUACAAAUACGGCCUAAUCCCAAAUCGUGGUUUCCACAAGUCUGUGUUUGAAAAAGGAGACACAAUGUGGAGAAUCUGAAAUGCUGAGGGCAGUUUGGGCGUCUUGGUGGAACAACUGUCCACUGAGGAGUUCCAGUAAAGACAUUUUUCCUCUCGCCAGAGCGAUUCCAGUAAACUGUUUCCUCUCUGCCCUCCUCCUCCUCCUCUCUGUCCGUGUCUCCAAACUCAUCCUCAGCUGAUUUAACAAACAGUUGGUGACUAAGUCAUAGCUGUAUAACUGCAGGCUGUGGUGAGUGAUUUGUACGGGUAGUAAUUGACUUGGGUGUGUUUGAGCUUUUUAAGUGAAGUAACUACAGGUUGUGCCUUGCUUUUUCUGCUUUUUUGUCGCUGUUUUAGCCUUCCUUUAUUUCUCCCUCUCAGCCCUCCUGUCCCUUAAGACUGUCUAUUUUAAUCUCAAUUUUCCGCCUCUCAUUUUCUAUUUAUUUGAUUCUUUCUUAUCUCAACGCAGAGCUCCAAGCUCUUGUCUUCAUGCAAACACCUCAAAUGAAGUGAAAUGCGCCUUGAUGCUCAGGCUGUCCAAGUACAACAAACUGACAAACAAACAGUUGUGUUGUUGUCUUGUUGUCCGUGAAAUCAAAUUGAGACUGUUUUUCUUGGCUGGUGCGCGGGUCAUGAAUAUGACACCAACAGAGUUUAAACAUCCCGUUUCACACGGCCCUGAUGGGAUUAUUUAGACUGAGUGGAGUUCUCCUCUCUCUGCGCAGUAAAUACAUUUGUCUAAGACUGACUUGUGAAGAUAAAUAGAGGCUAAAUGUGAACAAUGCUGCUGGUUGUUUGAGAGUUAAAGCAGAAGGAAACAAAAAAAAAACCCUGGUUCACAGAGUAGUUAAAGCAUAAACAUUUAGUGGAGGUGAAAUGUAAACUCCACAUGCCAGUUGCUGCUUUUCUUUCAUAUUAGAAGUCAGGAUUUAGGUUUGGAAAAUACCCCACAGAGAGCAGGAUGUCAAAAAUGUUGAGGCUUUUGAUCUGUUUGUACCUGAAGCAAACUGCUUAAUCAAAACCACCCUGAAUCUUUUAAGACCAAACUGUUGUGCAAUUUCAUCCUGUCUGAAGGCGAAUAUACAAAAAAACAUGAGCACAGCACCACACCUCAGUUUGUCAGUGUUCUGAUUUAGUGGGCUUACACUGGAUUUCAGCUAAUGAAAUCAUCUCACUCCGGCAGGAUAAUCCCCGCACCAAGUAUCCUCCGCUCCUGAUCCCUAAAGCCCGUCUGAAGGAAAAAAAAGAGGAAAAAAAAGUAGCUGUAAUUCACUUAGACUUUCCAGAAAACUCAUGUAGCUGCACAGUCUGGUUAUGUCCUCUCUUUAACUCAAAAGCCACCCUGAUUACUUUGAAUUUAUGGUUCCCUCUGAUCUGGUGCCAAGGUAUCGUCUGCCUCGCGGGGCUGAACUGGAGGGAGCUGGUAAGAUAAUGGGGGGACUCUGGAGGAACUUUCAAGUGGUGUCAUGCACCGUCUUGUUUGGCAACAUUUUAAGAGAACAGUAUACUGGCAAUUAUUGUCAGCAGCUGACAGGAAAUAUAACAAAGAUGAGAUCUGGUAGCCUCUAGACUAUCGAAUGAGGAUUAGAGCAAAUUGUCCUGUUGUGGUUUCGAAGUGUGAUCUGUGUUUUGGAGCCUUUGAGGUGUUAGAAAGCCUUGAGCACACUCGGUAUCAGAUUUAUGUCAAAUAUGAUACUUUUGAGUAGACUCUGCCCUGAUAUUGUUACAACAGUGUAUUUGCUUACUUGUUAAAGCCCACUCUGAUGAAAAUCAUGUUUUUCUUGUUGUCUACAUCUUCAUAUUGCAUUUUUCUGAUGCUACAGGACAUAUCAUGAGAAAACCAAGUGUGAAAAUUGCAUUCCUGAGUAUUUUUCUGCAUUUUGCUGUGAAUCUCUGGCAGACCGCAACGGCAAGCUCAGAUAUAGUGAAAUUUCCUAUGUAGCAAAUCCAUGGUCCACCCCCAGAGCCCCACUAUGCAGGCCAGUCUUGGAAAAGUAGAGGGGACGAUCAUGGAACAAGCCAGUGCGUUCAAGGAUUAUGAUGCUAAGUAUGAUAUUAACUUUCAUCAUGUCCCUAAAGACAUUCCUAAUGAGCUACUGGGGCUCUGCAGAAGAAAAGCCCUUGAAAAUGACACAGGUAACGUGAUUUUGGCUAAAAACUUCAUAAUUACAAUGAAAAGACCACUGAGAACACUUAAGUAUUAAAAAAAAAAAAAGAUCGGAGUGGGACUUUAAAUGUGAAAACAGAGGGUGACCAUGGGAGCACAGAGUCUGGCAAACGUUAGCAGAGCUAGCACCCUCAGCCUUCAGUCCUCCUUGCACAUUAACGUCCACACGUUUGCACCGGUGUUUGCUUUGACACAGCCAACACACAACUUUAUCACCAUUUUAUAGACAAAUUACUGCCAAACCACAGAACUACAAGAGUCUGUCUGUCAUCUAUGCUAAUUUAUAUCCAGGUAGUGCAACACUGUGGCUUUAUGGCUCUUGCCUUGAACUGGAGAUACAGGCCUGGGAAACGACAGUUGCACUACAUUUUAGACGGAACACAUGACCUGUAUUUCAGGCUUACAAUAAUAAAAAUAUUAAUAAAUCAUUUGACUGACUCAUAAUUCUGGUGCCAACAGGUGAGGUUAGUUAUACUACAAUAUAAAGUUGACUAAUUGUGCACAUCCCUGUCUAAUGAUGCACUGGGUAAAAAAAAUUAAAGCCUCUUUCUCGUGUGAACUCCUGAUAUUUUUUUGCACAAUUUUAGGACAUUAAGACCCUUUUUACGGGAAGUUGCCUUUCACACAGCAGCAGGUUAGAUGGAUGAGAAGGUGCAGUUGGGUAGCAUGUGCUGGAAAAGGGAAAAAAAAAAAAACUAUUUCAACUCUAUUUCAAUCACCACUAUACUAUGCAUUUCCUCAACUCCAACGAGGCAGAGGAAACAUAAUACUGCUAACUUAAAUGAGCAGUAGAUCGGGCAAAUCGAGGAAACUUUGCUCGACAUUCACAAUGUUAUUUCUUUAGCGAUGAAUGUUCCUGACUUUAUCUGCUGCAUGACACAUCUGCAUGACUCACUCCUACUUCUUGCAAAAUCUCUCUAAAGCUGGGAUGAAAAAAGUCUGUAGGUUCAUGUUCACACAUGCAGUACAUUCAGGUAAGGUGGGAAGUUUCUCAAAGUUUGAAGCAUGUGUGAAAGAGUCUAAAAAGGUGCUCACACUGCAAGGUUUUAUGUUGAUAUACACUCAGGGCUCCCUUCAGCAUUUUCUAUUACAUGUGUUGUUACAUGUGCUUGGUAUGGAAAUGACACCAAUUGGAGGAGCUUUAUUUUUUGUUUAAAGCACAUGUGACUAUUUUUUAAAAACUCCAGGACGAUGUUUAAAUGCAAAUUUAGUAUCUAAACAUCUGCAAUUAGUCAAAUAACCAGGCCUCAGCAUUUCUUGGCUUUUUUAGAGUGUGUUUUGGUUUUGGUCAGGAAGUUGGGACAUUUUUCCUCUUUGUGACAUUCCUGAGCCUUGAGGCUGUGUGUGUGUGUUUGUGUGUGUGUUGUGUUGUGUUGUGUUGGGGGAGUCCAAAGCAAUGUGAAGCACAUUGUAUUGUACUUCUGGUGUGUGAGGUCAGCACUUUCCUUCCCCCCCAUGUCAGUCAGUUUGCACCCCACCUCCCCCUCUCCUCUCACCCCCAACACAGCACAACACCCACCCACCCUCCACGGCUAACAGGACAAGCCCACAGCGGAAACCGGAGGUCACCUAAUCCCUGGGUGACUCCCCGACCCGUUGGCUCAGGGCUUUCCAUUGUCGCUCGGUGCUGAGCGACCUCGCUCAGCCACUUUCCAUUUUGUUGUCCUGCCUGAUAAGUCUUUUUGUUUAUGGGUGCAUUUGGUCCCUUUUUGGCCUCUUCCCCCCGUCCAGGAAGCAGACGGCUGUCGGCAUGCAGUGUGUGACAUGUCAACCUAGGCGCUGUGUAGUAAAAUAGUGUUGUCUUUGCCACCUGGCUGUCUGGGUUUCACCAGGAACAUGGUGAAAUGCAUCCAGACGAGUGAGAUCCCACUGAGAUGUCUCAGAGCUGUGACCUCCAUGUCACCCAGUGUUGGUUUCAAGUCAUCUAGAUUUCUUUAGACCAUGUUAAAUCAGGUUUUAGCCUCCUUGGCUCCACUUUUGGCCCUCUGUAUCACUCCCUGUAUCGGUGAGCCUGAGUGGACAGAGCGAGUGAGAGGAGAAAGGGGAUCAGGGAAUUUAUUGUGUUUGUUAACAACCCCAGAUGAAAGCCUGAGUGCAAUUGUAAAACAGAUGUAAUGCCCUUACAGCUGCUCCAUUGGCCAGCUAAUCCUUUUGACUAAUGCCCCCCUUCACACACAUGCACACACUUCUGACAGACCCUACACCUUUACUGCUCCCCCUCUCCCCCACCACUCCGCCACCUCAGUGACCCCUGGCUCAUGUUACUGCUCACCUCCCCCAUCAGAGAGCCUCAUUGUUAAACCACAACCUGACUCCCCCAAAAUGCUAAUGACAUGUUGUCACCCUGCAUACAAACAAUAUGACAUGACAUAUUGCAAUUAGGGGGCUGACUGACUGAGUGAAAAAAGGGGGUUUGGGAGGAUAGGUGAGGUAGAUGAGGCGGACAAAGAGCGGACUCGUGUUAGGGAAGCUGAUAAAGAAUUGGACGUUGAGUUUAUUUAAUGAUGGAUUUAUUUUUUCAGCAUGUUUUUUUGUUCCCUGGCCAUACUUCUGAAUUUAACCUCCACAGUCUGCUGCUGUAACUCUCCCUCCUCCUCCUCCUCCUCUUCACUGCGAGCAUAUGUUUGUUUUACUUGGCCACUGACUCCCUGUAAGCCAUGCACAGUUUAACUCACAUUUACCCUCAGGCAGACAUGACCUUUCCGCCGUUUUAAAAAGCCCAGCGCCGGACCCGAUUGUGGGGGCCCCCCUACCACUUACUCCUCCAGUCCUGAGGGCGAUUUGUGUUGUCAAGCCACCAUGUUACCCCAUUCAUCCAUCUAUCCCACCAUGCAUUCAUCACUGUCGCCAUCUCAUCCAUCUUAACUUUUGCCGACAAACCCAGGGGGGGUCCUUAGGGGGCUCCCACUCCAGAGCCACUCGGGCUCCCAGAAUAUAACAGGCCCCUGCACUCAGUAUCAAUAAACAAACACAGAGCACUCAAGGCACACAGGGCCUCUCAAAUGACAAACAGUUUCUUACUCUGAGGAAGAAGAAAGGAGGACGAGAUGGCUGAUCCGCAACCGACCCAAAAAGUCUGGAUCCUGAAAAAUGUUGAUAAAAUAGAUAUUGAUGCAAAUCAUAUGAACCUUAUAAGUGACUGAAAAAGACAAAAAAAAUUAGAUGUAGAAGUGAAAUGUGACUUAAUAAAAAAUAUGUGCAUUACUAGCAUGUUUCAAAAAUAUGUGAGGGAUGAUCAAAUAUUUGAAAAGGUUGUGUCAUGGUUAGGAAAUACCUUUUAGAAGGUGUUCGAUUCUAAAUGCUUUUUAAAAUUGUGCCAUGCAAAAUAUAUAAACAUGAUCCAGAAGUGUCCAUGACUUCUCUGAGCCUAAUCCUACUUUAGAUGGAAAAGUGGAAAACUGUCUGUAGACUGACAUAAGGAAGUCUGACAUUCUUCUGUAAAUCAUGGACUCUGUGUCCUUUGCUCUGAAGAGAAUAGGGGUGACAUGUCUUAAUGUUUGCACACACUGUCAAAGCCACCAUCCAUGAUGGUAAAGUGAUGCGUACGUGCUCAGGGCAGAGGUAGCUUACACAUCUGGGAAGGUAUCAUUAAUGUUGCAACCAUCCGAUCUGCAUUCUGCACAAGUUAUAACAGCAUGGCUCUGUAGAACGGCCUGGGUUACAAACUUGUCCGUCUGCAGUCCUGAUUGGUCAACCACUGAAAACAUGUGGUGCAUUAUGGGUUGAUUAUAAGACAAAGGAGACCCUGAACUGUUGAGCAAGUGAAAUCCUGCAUCAAGUAAGAACGUAGAAACUUCAACUUAAACUCCAGAGACUGAUCUCUCAGGCUCUUAACUUGAUCUUAUUUGAUCUCUCAAAGUCUUGUUGUUAACAGUUUACACAGUGGCCCAGCUGUUGUUGGUCAGCUGAUUGAACUCCACUAAUCCAAUCAGCAGCCGCCCUCCCUCCACUGUGCUUUUAGUACCUAUGUUCAUGUCAGGUCAACUCAUUUUGGCUUCCUUUACGGUUAUUAUUCUGUCUCAACACUCUGGUAGUCUCAGAGCUGGUUCGUCAUUUGGUCAUGCUCUGCUGUGUUUCCAUACUUUGAUUGGCUGCUCGAGGAAGGAAGGCUGCAUCAGCCUCACACUUCCUGUUUCCUGUUGUGUCCAGCAACAAUCCAAAGCGGCGCUCCACCUCCUCAGUGGAACCAAGAGAUUUCCUUUCACCGGACCCUGCUCUUUUGUCGAGGAAUCCUCCUGUUAAAUACCUCAGCACAGAGUCAUCCACUGAUUUUACCGUCACUGUGACUCAAUUGUUGAAGAUACACAAACUCUGUCACCUUUAUUACAAAGAACAGGGGUUGAAACUGGAGCUGCAGUGAGGGCGCUCUGCUCCAGGGCUCCUGUUGGGUGGUGUGCACUGGAAUGCAUCUUGAUUAUAGAGGCGGCUCACAGUGUAAGGCCAUCAUCCCCACAGUCCUGACCACGAUGCAUUGCAGCCUGCACUGUAGCGCCAAAAAGAGGCUAGUCCUCCUCUAUUCAGUUGCCAUGUGGCAUUUCGGCUAUUCCCAUCUGCAGUGCUUGUGUGUGUAUGUUUUCUCUUUCAGCACUUGAAUGGCAUGGCAUUCUGUGUGCCUGAUGGUCAGUGGUGAAUAGCAAUGUUAAUGGGUUAGCUGGGCGGCUUUUUAAGUGAAGACUGGGAGGAGAGAAAGGAGGGGAGGAAGGAAUUUGGGGAUUACGAGGAGGAGAGGUAGGGGUAUGAAUUGGGGUUUGUAGGCAGCAGCUGUUGCCCCUUCUCAAUGGAGGAGUUCGCCUGGCCUAUGUCUUUUCUUUCUCUCUUCUUUUCUUCAGGCCCCAGCAGGAUACAGUAUUCCUCUCUCUCUUUCUUUCUUUCUUCAACCUUCUGUUCCUCCACUGCACCUCUCCUCUGCCGCGCCCCAACCUCUGCCUCGUUCGCGUUAAUGAGUAGCAGUGGUUUGAGUGGAACAGCUGGCCAGAAGAGAUGCUUUCUAGAAGGGAAGAUUGAGUAACCUGCAUGCCUUUUGCAGAAACUGAUAAAUUCUUCUCAUGCUGAGUGGAUUUCUUUUCUGCCAUUGUUGUCAUACUCCUCAGCUAAAACACACCUCUUCAUGUCUGCAUAUAAAUGAACCACAGUUAAAGAAGAAGUCAGACAAAGGGAAAGAAAUCAUGAUCGGUCCAGUAAAUCUUCUUUGAUAUGACUUAAAUGGAAGUGGAGCCAUGUGCUUUCUGAUGUGUGUGAGGUUAUUUGCAGCCUCCAAAUAGACUCCAUUUCAAAUGAACCACAAUGAAAGGCCCAGACACUAUCUCUCAGUAAAUCUGAUAUUGUCUUAGUCCUUGGCCUCUCUGUCCAACCCGCCUCAAAGAAGAUAUGUAUUUGUCUUUGACUUUUAUUGCUCUGCCUCAGUCUCUGGCCCGUGCUUCAUUUGAACUGGCAAUUAUUCUUCCUCCGUUCCACCUUAUCUGAUCUUUCUCUAACCAUACGUUUCUCUGGUUUCCACUCAGUCCGUCUUUUCUCUUUUGAGUCUCUCUCCUCUGAUUUCCUCUGGCGUGCAUGCCUGCUCUCAUUUGCAUUGUCAACAUCUUAUGACAUGAGCUAUUUAAACGCUCCAGGCGCCUUGGGAGGAAGGAAAUGUGUGUGUGUGUGUGUGUGUGUGUGUGUUUAUACAUGUGAGUGAGUGUGUGUUCGUUUGAAUUGACUUGGCAGAAGGACAUGAACAGGUGACAGGCAGCGGACAUAAUCCCUCUUCUGAUGUCAGAAUUACCCAUGUGUCCAUGGGUGUGCUUUGCAUACAUGUAUGUGUGUUUAGUGUGUACAUAUGGGCGUGGGUGAUUGUGUGCAGUUCAUGCAUGAACUUGUGUGACUAUGUGUGUGUGUGUGUGUGUGUGUUGAUGAAUGUGUGACGGUGUGAGGACAUGGAGCAGCAGCCGUUGGAAUGCUCUUGUAGAGUUGAAGGGGGGUCGUCUCAUUUUCACUCUCUUUUAUGGCGCGCUCCCUCCAAAAUUUCACACCGUAUUAAGUUCAUAUUUCACCACCGCCAUGCACAGCUGGAUCCUCUACCUGUAUGUCUUCAUCCUGGCUGGACCUGUGAAGUUAUGCAUCAUCAUAUCUAGGUGAUAUGGUUACAGAGGUCUGCACGUUGCUCCCUGACAGACAAAACAGAGUUCAACCCCAGUAAUGUUAUUAAAGAAAUACAAGCUCAUUUAAAUGUGAUACCAGCAGCUACUUUCAAAACAGUCUAGACCGGGACAGUGAAACACUGGAAAAGUUGUAUGACACAUAAAAAAAAACAACUGGAAAAACAUGACUGGGCCAAUUGAGUUUAAUUUCCUGAGUGUAAAAUUGCAGAGGAUUUAAUUAUCUACAGUCCAAAGCGUUAUUAAAAGAUUCAGACCUCUCUGAGCCUGAGCCCGUAAGAGCGAAGUGGAAAACUGUUUGCCAACCGAUGAAUGCAGGUUUGACAUUCUCCUUAGAAAUCAUGGACACAGCAACCUCUAAAAAGUGCUUGUCAUCAGGCACACUUUCAAAGCCAGCAUCCCUGAUAGUAUGAGGACACGUGUUCCUGUUGCAAAGGUAGUUUCCGCUUCUGAGAAGAUUUCAUUAAUGCUUAACAAUGUAAACAGGUCUUACACCAACAAAUGCUGCCAGACAUAACACAGCAAAAGGAUGCCAAACUACACUUUGCUUGUAUUACAACAGUCUGGCUUUGUAGCAGAAGAGUCUGGGUGCCAAACUAACCUGCCCACAGGUCCAGUUUGUUUCCUAUUAAAAACACUUACUGCACAAAAACAUUAAAAAAACAGAGACUUCAAACUGUUGAGCAGGUAAGAAAGGCUGAAACCUUCAGAAACUUGAGUUCUAGAGUGUUUACACAGUGUUGAGGAUGAUACAACACAACGGUAAACAUGCUAAAACAACAACUAAAUUCUGAAUAGAAAUGUUUGUAUUAAUAUUUUGCAGAGCAUCUUCACUCUCAUGUGAUUAGGAUUGUAGACUGUUUGUUAAGGAGGAUCUGAGUGCAAAUAGAUCCUCCUCUGCUGUCUCCUUCAUAGUCUUGUUACUUUUGUGAUUUUUGUUGCAUUUAGUUCUGACUCACUUACAGUCGAGGAAUGUGGGAUGACUGGUUGAGUUUGCUGAAAGAGACACUACAGGAGAGUCGAAUCUGAGGGGGUUGGUGGUUGAAACAGUAAGGAGUAGGAGUGCCGGCAGAGCGGAGAGUCUGCUUUUUUUCUCAGGGUUGGGCUCGUGUGAGCGGUGUCUUUGCUUUAAUGGACUAUUUCAGAAAGUAGAGUCAACACUGUGAAGCCCUGCCUGACUGAUGUGGAGAAACUGGCUAUGUGUUGUGCAAUGUAAGGGCUUGCCUGAAGCCACUAUUGUCCUUGUUCACCUGUUCAUGUAAAUAUUUUCUUGUACUUACAGAGUGUAAGCCUGGUUUCUUCAAGGCUGAAGCAUCCAGUGACAAGUGUGAGCCGUGUCCUGCAAACACCCAGAGGGUUGACUCGGGGGCUUCCUCUUGUCCCUGCAUGGAUGGCUUCUACAGGGCCCUAUCAGACCCUCUAACUGGACCUUGCUCAGGUAACAAGUCCAUCCUGAGAGAAAGAAAAUUCCAUGCACACAAUCCGGUUUAGUAAAAGAAACAAAGUCCUGAAUUUUUGGACAUCCUUUGCACUAGAAUUGCAUUUUCAGGCUUUUAUUUCCAUUACAACAGCUAUUAAUUACCUUAAAGUUAUAAAGGACUCCCCACAUUAUUUCUUCCCUGCAUCAAUCUAACUUUUUUUUCUUUUUUACAUUUUCCCAUUCUGGGUCCAUUAGGCCUGCCCUCUGCCCCAGAAAACCUCAUCGCCACCACCACCCAGCUCUUCCCUGGAAAGCUCCUCCUCUCCUGGAGCCCUCCUAAAGACACCGGAGGCAGGGACGACAUCACCUACAGCAUAGAGUGCCAGCGCUGCGAGGGCACCGCGUGUCAGCCCUGUGGAGAGAAAGUCCGCUACGAACCAGCCAGCUCCGGCCUGACUGACACUAAGGUUGCAGUGAGCGAGUUGGACCCUCAUCUCAACUACACCUUCACUGUAGAGGCACAUAGCGGUGUGUCAGUGUUCGCCAGUGGGCCGAUGCCACGAGCUAAUAGACCCCCAUCCACCUCUGCUCUGACUACAUCUCUGCACUACACAGGUGAGUGCUGCUGAUAUGAGGUGGUGCAGUGAUGCUAUCUGUGCUUCAGUAAUGACAGAUGCUAUCUGUGAGGUAGGGACAGCUUUGCAAGCCCAAACGUGCUGCAGGGGUGUGAGAACUCUCCUCUUCUGUUCAUUUGUUGAAAGUGCAGCUCAGUUCAGUGAGAUUUCAACAGGCAAGUGCCUUUUUUUUACCCUCUCUCCUCAGAUCCUCCAAAGAUUACCACGAUGCGACUGGUUGAGAAGACCUCCAACAGCUUGUCUCUGUCAUGGGAUGUCUCCCCCAGACCAAGGGCCCAAAUGAGGCCUAUCCGUUAUGAGCUUACCUACCGCAAGAAGGUCAGUACUGAUGGUAGUUACUCUUUUUUUUUUUUUUUGAAGAGAGGACUUUUUCAUCUCCUGCAUGUUACCGCUUAAUGUCAAUGUAAAUGAUUGAGCUCAGAUUUUCUGCCAGUGAGCUGUCACAGUAGGUAGUUUAGUAGGUAAUGCCAUGGUGUAAUGUAAAAUCAAUGGCACUGUGAAGGCAGAGCUUUGGUACUAUGGUAGUUCUGGCUUGUACGGUAAAAAUGUUUUGAAGUGACUUAUUUUUCUUUGUCGAUUAAAGAUCAGAGAAAACGCAAAAACAGACAAAAAUGAGCUCAAUUUCUUCUUCUCAUGCUCCUUGUCCUCCUCUUCCAUCUCCCAGGAUGAUAACCUUGAUGUGACAACCUACACUGUGCUGAUACUGGAGAAGAAUUCAGUCCAGAUAAGUGAUCUGUCCCCGGGAACAGCUUACCUCUUCAGGGUGCAGGCUCUCAGCGCCGACGGCAGCCCAGGAGGCUCCAGCAUGGAGGAACAGUUUGAGACCUCGCUAAGUGGUACGGGAAGAACCUUCAAGAAAUUGGUCGAACAAAUGUUUUAGUCUUUUCUCACGUGUGUCUAUCUUCUGUUGUCUUUACUUUUCCAGAACGCCUUCCAAACAGCAACACAGCGCUGAUCUUCUGUGUGGCGAUUGGAGGAGCAGUCAUGAUGUUCAUCGUGUUUGUGGUCCUGUUCCUUCGCAGACGGUGUGUAUAGCUCCCCUCUUCACUGUUUUCACACAUGCGCUGAGCUCCGGGAAAUCUGGGGGAAUUUUGCAAGUGGGAACACAAGAGAUGAUUUUUAUCUUACCCCAACUUUCCCACCAGCCCCCCUAAAUUUACGCAUUAGGUCUGCAAAGUCAUGAAACUAGAGAACAGUCUGUGUAAUCUUUAAACACCACCAUAUUAUUUCUGCUCAUUUGUUGAUUGACCUUGAUUACAUUUGGCACUGAUACAAAGGCAAAAAAGUUAUCUUAGUCUCAGUCUAAUGUCUUUUAACAUCAUUUCCUGCUCCUGUACACUUCCACUCUUCCUAGUGUUUAUUCAAUUGCGACAUGUUUGCAUAAACAACAUUGGGGAUUUCAGGGGAAGGCUGUCCUGAAAUUUUUAGGAGUGCAUGUGUGAAAAAGGACUCAUGUCUAUCUGUUAGUCCAUCCUGUCGAUCCACCAGAGUUGCCUUGCUUCACCAGCUUCCUCUCUCAUUCUUCUGCCUUUCCUUUGUGGGGCCUCCAAAUGGCCUCUGCAUUCAGUCUCUCCUCACCUCUCUCUUUCUCUUUCCCUUUAGCCAACUUUCUCUUUCUCUUUAUCUGGAUCUGUGUCCCAGCACUCACUAGGGAAGAAUUUGCGUUGAAUGCGCCUUGUCAUUGCUCAAUGGUUAUUUUCUAGUAAGUGUUGGGGCCUUUGAAAGGAAAUUGGUCCAGGGUGGUGCAUUGUUGGAGAUAAGAGGCGCUUGGUUUCUUUCUGUGUCAGACUGCAGGCACUUUGUAGAGGUGACCCGAGCCUGCACUGAAGCAGACUGCAGCCCGUCUGUCCACCUCCCUCCUGCCUGCUUGUCUCUCUUUCAGUCUUUAAAAUCGGCUCAGCAAACACAGUCUAUCGUCAGCCUUUCUCAAAAGACUGCUUAUGUUUGAAAGGCUGAUUGCACCAGUGUCGGGUCCUUUUGAAAGCCUCAGAACGUCUUGAAAAAUGGCUACAAAAGGUUGCUAUGUGCUAUUGAUAUUAAAGCAGGCAAAUCAUUACAAGAUAAAGAGCAUUUGUAUUAUUGAGGCUGGUGUUGAUUUCCACAUGGGUUAUAUCUUUUUCUACAGGAAGAGAAAUUCUCACACCAGGCAAGGACCAGAAGACACCUACUUCUCAAGCUCAGGUAAAGAGAUCAUCUCUCUUUUCCCCAUGUUUUAUAAUCAAGUAUAUUUUUUAGUGUCAUCAGUGUCAGAAAAAGUCUAAAUGUCAAAUUUCAAAGUAAGUGUAAAAAUUGUAAGAGUAUGAGGUUUGAGAAAAUUGUCAUAGAUAUUUUUGAGGGAUAGAGUUAUAUGAGUACGUGUUGGGAAAGUGCUGGCCCGUACAAUAUUACAGUAACUAAUAUGAUAUCAGGAAACAAAAAGGUGUAGUUUAAUGACCUUGGCUCAGAUAAAACUGAUGUGAUCUUCCCUUCCUUGCUAGUUUCUCAUGAAUUAUGACUCAUAGGUAACUUGUUGGUGUGGUUUGAGGCAAUUCUUUACCAUCAGUAUACCGUCCAGUUAAAUCCAAAUUAUAUGCCAUUGUCUGAGCAAAUAUCCCAAAGUUCAAUUGUUUUUCAUUCCAGGCCAAUUAUUUGUUUGAAACCAUUUAGAAUUUAUAGGAAAGCCAUUGGUUACUUUAUUUUUGAAUACUGAAAGAAGAUUACUAUCAUCUGCGAAUGAUUGUGUUUGACAGUAAUGCAAGUUUGUUCAAUGUAAAUCCAGAACAAAAUGGUCCUAAAAUGGAACCCUGUGGUACCCCAUAUUAUAUCACAGCUCUCUCAGGCUCCACAUAAACCAUUUGCAUCAACACACUACUUUUUAUUACAAACAUAAUUAUUGAACCACUUCAAAACAAUGUCAUGAAAUCCAUAUUGAUACAAUUAAACAAGUGAAAAGUCAUUAUAAAUAGCAUCAAUUGCUAUAGUUUUCUCAAUUGGUUCUUCAUUUGUUUAAGUAAAUAUGUCAUUUUGUUUUUCUUACAGAGCAAUUAAAACCUUUAAAGACCUACGUGGAUCCACACACAUACGAGGACCCUAACACCGCCGUCCUGAAGUUUGCGACUGAAAUCCACCCCAGCCACAUAACCAAACAGAAAGUCAUUGGAGCUGGUGAGUGACAACCCCUCUGAGACAAUCUGCUGUGGGGCUUAACUCUGAGAUGUUGAAAGAUUUUUCCAAUCCUCAAAUUCACUGUUUAUAUUGUGCAUUUUCUCCACCUUAAAAGGCUGACUGACAGUGGUUACUUAAGUGAGAUUAACAUCCAGCUGACUGAGCUCUCAUACAACAAGUUGAGACAUUUGUUGUUAGGCAGGUCUUGGCUAUGAGAUCCAUGCUUUUUGGCUUGAGUUGACGAACAAGAACACAGAGAAAGUGUCACAGAAACAGUGUCUUGGAAGGAUAUCAGGGCACCUUCCUGGUCCCGGCCCAGAUCGUUCAUUAAAGGUUUAUUCAAGUGUGACAACCUUUACCCUUUGAACCGACCGUCUAUUUUCUACAUACACCCCUUCCCUAGUUCCCACGACCAUGCCCCCCCUUUUUUCUCCUCAUGUGACAGCUGAUUCCCAUGCCUCCACACCACAGGCCAUCCACUAAUUAAACGAAAUAGACUCUCUCUCAACACCCAGCCAGAACACACCUCAGUGAGGGAGCCUCAGGCAAAACAGCCGCAGACUUCCUUCUUUUCACGCUUUAGCACAAGAAUCCCCUGCAGCCAGAAACCUGAGAACUAUAUCAAACACAUAUUUGUAUUAUAUCUCCUUCAGUUGUCUUACUGAUGUUGUUGUCUUCCUCCAGGGGAGUUUGGUGAGGUGUAUCGUGGUAUCCUGAAGGUGCCAGGGAGGAAAGAGGUGGCAGUGGCUAUUAAGACGCUGAAGCCUGGCUACACAGAGAAACAGAGACAGGACUUUCUGAGUGAGGCCUCCAUCAUGGGCCAGUUCUCCCACCAGAACAUCAUCCGCCUGGAGGGGGUGGUGACCAAAUGUAAGGACUACUGUGAGUUUGGCGGCCUUUUUUUUUUACUUCACACAAUAAUCUUUCCAUGCCUAUUUGGCCUGAUUAUUUGUAAUUUAAUGUGCUUUUAUAUGUUGUGCUUACAGUCAAACAUGCAAUGAUCGUGACUGAGUUUAUGGAGAACGGAGCAUUGGACCGAUACCUCAGGGUAAGUUUGGAGAACACCAUUUCUUGCAGAAAUAACUGUUGAUAGCAAUCAAAGCUCCCAUUCCCUCCCUGGUUACAAAACUUACAAAAUCUUUGGUUAUUUUUCCAUAAUCAGGAUCAUGAUGGCGAGCUUGGCUCUUUCCAACUGGUGGGCAUGCUUCGUGGCAUUGCUGCAGGUAUGAAGUACCUCUCCGAUAUGAGCUAUGUCCAUCGGGACUUAGCUGCUCGCAACAUCCUUGUCAACAACAGCCUGGAGUGCAAAGUGUCGGACUUCGGCCUGUCCAGGGUGCUGGAGGAUGAUCCUGAGGGGACCUACACCACGAGUGUGAGUUUUGGCUCGAUCACCAAGUGCAGCAAAGUGAUGAAAAAUUAGCUAUGUUAGAUUUAGGUUGUUGGCUCUUGCUUUGUUUCUUCUGUCUCUAACGUAAAGCUUUUUAAUGCCUAAACAGGGAGGAAAGAUUCCCAUCCGCUGGACUGCUCCAGAGGCAAUAGCAUACAGGAAGUUCACCUCUGCUAGUGAUGUGUGGAGUUUCGGCAUUGUCAUGUGGGAAGUUAUGGCCUUUGGAGAGAGGCCGUACUGGGACAUGAGCAACCAUGAGGUAAUUUUUAGUAUUUACAUCAAGUUGCACAUUUAUUUUUCUGCCAGUCAGAGUAGAUCUAAUAGGUCUUUUGAAAAUGUCUUUGCAGGUGAUGAAAGCUAUCAAUGAGGCCUUUAGACUGCCGGCGCCGAUGGACUGUCCCUCAGCCGUUUAUCAGCUGAUGCUGCAGUGCUGGCUCCAGGAUCGCUCCAAAAGGCCGCGCUUUGGAGACAUAGUCAGUCUGCUGGACAAGCUGCUGAGGAGCCCGGACUCCCUGAAGACCAUUGCAGACUUUGACCCACGGUAAGGUUUAUUUGCAUAGCAGAUAAAGAGUCUCAAAUGCAUAUUUUUCCAGCGAUAACUAUUUAAUAUCUGCCAAUAUCAGCAAUAAUUUAGUGGAAACAACCCUGUAGCCAAAACUUUGACAAAUUUCUGAAAUGUACCGGCUUUAGACAGAUUUCCCCCAAAUGCUGACGUCUUGUGUUCUCACACGCUCCUUUCCUGGUGGUUGUUAUCUAUUUCUAAUCUUGAUUUUUCUAUCUAUAUGGUGCUUUUUUAAUCAUGGAAGUCUGACAACCAGUACUCUGAGACAUGCAAUCUUUUCAAAGGUAGUUUUAUGUCAAAUUGGAAAGAUACCUUUGCAGUACAUGAGCAUUUUCUUGGUAUUCUUGAUAUAAGUGCCUGUGUUUUCUGUGUUUUCUGUGUUUUCUGUGUUUUGACGGCUUAACCUGUGGCUUAAAUGCCUUGUGUGGCCUGCACUUGGUAUUUUUAUGACUUAAUCUGAGCAAUGUUCAAACUCCUACUCUGCUCAACUGGAAUACACUUUAAGGUCCCAUGUAAUGAAAAUCACACUUUUUCUUGUUCAUAAAAACACUGCAUAUACUUAAGUCAUCCUCUGGUCUAGCCACCUGAGGAUGUAGACGUGGAAAAGCCUCUGCAUUGUUUCUUUCGCCCACCUACUGUGAAAACAUAGCCUUUACAAGAUGAUCUGAAUUGUCUCCUGUAGUGACAUAACAACAGGAGGGGUCUGCACAGGCAUGCAUACAAACCCACUUCUACUCCUGCAGCAGCCCCCCCUUCUGAAAUACUGUCGUGGUUUUACUUCAGUCUUGCAGAGCCAUGAUGUCAAAGGUUAAAGCCAGUCAAGCCAACUCACCUGCUGUUAAAACCAAUACAAAGGUCUGUAGUCUGUCUCAUUUCAACAAUUCAAUAAAGGUCUGACCAGAUAAAGCUGCACGCAAAAGGCAAGAAAUUUGUAGUAACCCUCAAAUUUUUGCGUAUCACUCAGAGACCUGCUAUUGUGACUGUAGCUGCAACACUUGAACAUUUGCCUUGUUGAAAAAUUUGAAUCAUAUGUAAAGUCGACUGGUGUAUGUUCUUCUGGCAGCAUUUACCAUUUCUGUCCCUUCAGACAACAUUCAUGCAACCAAGCAGUGCAGGGCCCCAUCUGUGGCAUCUACCCUCUCAGAUUCAUGCAUAAUUGGUUUUGAAACUGAGCGGCUGCAGAUCUUCCACAAAUGCUGAAGUUGUGAUGUCUUUUAGUAGGUGAAUUCAAAAUCUUGCUCUAAAUCAUGUUGUAAACCGCUAAAAUUGCCAUCAUAUGAGACUUUUAAAAUGGAUUUUAAAAGUUGUUGGUCAUGAGAUCAAAGCUGCUAAAGCUUGCCUUCAUGCAAACUUGUCUUGAAUGACUAAAGUCUUGACCUUUGCAAGUCUAUGAAGUCACAUACUUCAGAAACAGCUUCUGCAGCAGCAGCCUCCCUUUAAUGAAGUUAUAAAGAGGCUGGGUGUUAAGGGUUGUUCAGGGAAGAAAAGGAAUGGCUUUAAGAUGUUCUCCUUAAACCAUUAAAAGGAUACACUGACACUUUGCCUGCCAAGCUAAUGAAAGAAAUGUGUGUGCACUCCUGGCAGGAGAUUACAAAGCCCUGUUGUGUGCGAUUAGGUGCUUGAAUGCAUAUUUUCCCUUUUGUGAAGAAGCAUUAGAGCCAGAAACACUGAGAAAGGACAAAGACUGUCAUGCACGCAUCUCGAUUGGUUUUCACCCUGACUGCUCCAACUGGUUUUUAUCACCAACUGGUUUCCUCCACAGUAAUUACAGACCUCAGUCAUCUGCCUUUGUUGUGGGAAAGCCUGUUGAUUAUUAUCGUUUGGAUCUACUUGUCUUUCUUACAGUGUAUCCAUCCGCCUGCCGAGCACCAGCGGCUCGGACGGUUCCCCCUUCAGGUCGGUGUCUGAGUGGCUGGAGUCCAUCAAGAUGAGCCAGUACAGCGAGAACUUCGCCUGCGCUGGAGUCAUCACGAUGGAUCAGGUCCUACAGAUGAAGAACGAGUAAGUAAACUUGAUUUCAAGACAUUUGAAGCUCUAAUUUGUUUAAAACAGAAUGUCAGGGGCAGAGAAAAUUAACAUUUCUGAGGCACAUCAUGCCCUGGUUGUAAAAAAAUCAAAAUAAAGAGCCAAGUUUUUCACCCUUGAAUGCGUUUAUUAUGAGCUCUUGCCUAGUAAAUUAUGAUUGUUUCUCUAAAACAAUGUUGCCGGCAGAAUAGUUUGCGCACAAUAUAAUCUCAACCUCAGUUACAACUUGAGAAAUGUUUCGAGAUGGAAAAAGUAAUGGAGGGAAGGAGAAGGAGUGGGCUCAUUUGUGGUAGACUGGCGGUGAUGGCUUGUGGUCGCUACAGUCCUUAUUCCUCUCUUCCUCCUCCAUGCUUUCUCUCAUCCCUCUUUCCCACGUACACACUGGCAGCACUUUUGCUUGAGCCCCGAAAAACCACCAGUCCUGCCUGUUAAGGGCAAAGGCCCCUUGUGGCUUUCUUUAACAUUAAAGGAGGGAAGGAAGAAGAGAGCAUUCCCCGUGGAGCAGGAGCAACUAAAGGAGAUUAAGGAGCUGAAAUAGAUUGACGACAUUUCAAGCCCUGUAGUCGGUACGUUUGUUCUUUGAGAAAGAUUGAAGAGGUGUGCUCAGAAUGUCCCGCUGAACUUCUCACAAGGGUAGUUUAAGGCAAUUGGAUCGUCUUAGAUGUGUAGGCUUGCUAAGGGGUUAGGGUUAGGAUUGCUAAGGGGGCAAUUUGGUGAAAUAGACUCGACCUUAAGGGGGAAAAAAGGCUCAGGAAAACUCACAACAUAAGGAUUCUUUUGGGGCAAUAACGAGGGCCAGAGCUUUUUCUAACCGCAUGACCGACUGAAAGUCUCCCCUUCUCUUCAUGGUAUACUUAUCUCAGCUGGUCUUCCUCAUGAUUUGGGUAGAUGGGCACAGUUUAAAGCAGGCAGACAACCUUUUUGAAGUAUUUGUCAUAGAGAAUGGUGUGAUUUCAUGGCCCCAUGUUUCCAUCCAAGGGCAUCUGGUAGCACUCUUGGAAAAAACCAGCAGUUAUUUACGACGCUGCCUCUGCUUGCCAGACGAGUGAUUCAUGGUCAACUGGGAGAAUCCUCAUUAAGUAAUUAAGGCUGUAAUUAAGACUUGGGCUCUUGGCUGCUGUGUUGCAUGAACUUUGCAGAUCUUGAAACCUCUGUAUCAUCAUUUUAAUUAUGAAGAUGUUCAAGGAAAUCUCAGUAGAUUAUUUGCCUGGCACUUAACCAGCUCUUCUGAACCGGUUUAGUGAUCAAGCUAGACAAGAAAGGAGUCACCUGGCUCUUUGUCACACUGGAUGACUGACGGAUUACUACAAAGCAUGAGAAACAGGAAGGAUGUGCUUGCAAGGUGUUGGACGGAAGCCAAAGUGUAAACCCAGAUGCAGCUCUCUCAAAUGCUGUCAUGUCUCUCUCUCUUUUACAGGGAUAUAAAGAACAUUGGGGUGAGACUACCCGGCCAUUUGAAAAGAAUCGCCUACAGCAUCCUGGGUUUGAAGGACCAGACCAGCACUCUUAGUGUGUUUGCAGUGUGAUCCUCGACUCUUAAGGGAAUUACAUUCAGGCUUUGAAGCAACCGGCCCUUUGGACUCUAAGCAGAGCUGAGGCGAUACUGCAGGGGCGGCUGUGGAUCAGCAGGACCAACAGAACUGUGCCAUUUUUGGGCGGACUGAAUCACAAAAACCAUCUGUAUAUUUUUUGAUUUCUUCAUCUUAUUCACACGGGAAAUAAGCAAAACAUACAAAAAUAGAUGUAUUGAGUAGACUUUGUAUAUUUAGAUAUCUAUUUUUACUAUCCUUGUCUUCUGUACAGAUACGAUUCAUUGCUCAUUAUCUUUCUUCAUUUCACAUUCCUGCUUUUUAAAAAUCAACAAUCCAGCUAGCCCUGGAAACAGCUUCAGCUUUACAACUUUGCACCCUGAGCUCGCUGCAUUCAGUUUCCAUUAAACAAAAGAGGCACAGUCGCUGUGAUAAUACAGGGAAUCAGCAGAGUCCCGCCCUGGCUCAGGUUGUGGUUGGUGCUGAUGUCACAGCGUCUCCUGUUAAUUGGCACUUUGGCCCUCUUCCUGUUAGAACAAUAAGGAUGAAGCUGUGCGAGGGCUGAGAUUAGCUUGAGCUGGCCCAAAGUUAGGAGAGACUGUGUUGCUUAGAUGUGUAAACACAGAUGGGCCAGGUGUUGUUUCCGGCUUUCUGCAGGGUCCGUGCCGAAAUUAAGCUAUAAUCAUGUAAGUAAUUUUAUAUGAGAAAAGAGAGCAUUUAUAUUAGGUACUCAGUUUGUACAGGUUCAAUUGUUUUUGUGCGUGUUUGGACAAUUACUCAAACAUUGGGAUUCAAUUUUAUAAUGUAGCACUUGGAUAUAGAAUCUCACUGUCUUUGAUUGUCUUUGAAUUGCGUUUUCAAAUCACAUGAAAUCCUGAACAAAAUUCAAUGUUGUUAAAGUGAUAAUGUGUGAAUGAAACAAGUUUUAGCAUCGGAGUUUGUAGCAAGAAGAGGGUGAAGUUUGUCAAAAUACAACUGGCCCUUGCCAGAACAAAAAGGAUUGAAUGGUGAGUUGUGGUUGAGAUGAUUUCAUACUUAAUAAUAGUUGGGUUUGCAAUUUCAAUGUCUCAUUAAUUUUGUGGAAGCUAUACAAAUAUCCAUUAUUAUUUUUGUGGGUUUGAGCAACUCGUUGAUGGGAUGAAACUAUACACUUUGACAAUUUAGAGCUUGACUUGUUCCAGACAUGUAGACACAUUUAAAGAUACCUGAUUGUGGAACAGUAGAGGGGUUUAGUUUUGUGUGUUUUUAAAGAAGGGGCUCCCCAGUGUAAUAGAAAGUGUGUAUAGUGGACAAUUUCUCCAGUGCUCUUGAUUGAUGACUGCAAAUCAACGUGUUACUGAUGUACACCUUCCUUUACUUGAAUUUUGACUGUAUUUUCAAAUGUAUCUCUGAUUCUGUUGUAGCGGAUAGAUCCGUCUUUGUAAAAGGGAUUUCUUUUGUCAUUACUCUGGUUUACUGGUUGCGAUUACCUUUUUUUACAUUUUGUAUGAUUUCACUCUGUACCAUAAUACCAAACUGAUUAUUUUUCUAUGAGUCACCAUCACUCUCAAAAGCAACGUCUCCUACUUUUGCUGCCUUUCCAAACAUUUUGAGAGUGCCUUCAACAACUCCUUCCUUAUUGCCUGUUGUUUUAUACUGUAUUUAAUAGCCUAUUUAUUUUUUACUUUUAUUUAUUUAUGCUGAUAAACACUGAGCUGGGAUUUUAAUUGAAGGUUGUUCUCUCAUUCUCAAUAAAUUUAAAAAAAAGCUCAAA
Messenger RNA from Xyrichtys novacula (pearly razorfish), 30832 nucleotides. NCBI's taxonomy places the organism in Eukaryota, Metazoa, Chordata, Actinopteri, Labriformes, Labridae. The record is from the annotation of a GenBank genome assembly.